Porites evermanni is the source of this 18381-nucleotide messenger RNA. NCBI's taxonomy places the organism in Eukaryota, Metazoa, Cnidaria, Anthozoa, Scleractinia, Poritidae. The record is from the annotation of a GenBank genome assembly.
AUGGCCGCCGAAGAUGUUUGCAUGGCAGAAAUGGACUCUUCAACUGCUUGGUUAGUUGAAAGAGCAAGGCAAAGUUUACGAGAAAAUAAUCCUUACGAGGCAAAAGCUUGGUUAAUCACUGCAAAGACCUUGUAUCCGAAAGAUUUUGGUAUUCAGGUGAGGUCUCUUGCAAUCCAAGUUUCCCUUUAAAGAAAUAGCUAUUGCAUUAAUAUCCGUAUCCCCCCGUUAAGGACCAAUAGAAUUCUUCAGGGGUAAGUCAUAAAAAUUGAGGAUUUCUUUAGGGGUAAACUAAAAAAAUAUGGAAUUUUUUGGGGGUGGAUCUUUAUAAAUUCUCGCAAAAUUCCUCAUGGUAGACCCAUGCAUAUUUUUCAGGGGUAGACCCAUCUUCUUCAAGAGGUAGACCCAUAUUUUAUGGAAGUCUUCAGUGCUGAAUGCAAUUUUAUUAAAUCUCCUGGGGCAAGAUGAAAACAAAAGUCCUCAAGGAGGUGGGGGGGGGGGGACAUGGGAUCUGGAUAUUAAAAGCAACCCAAUUUUAUCAUGAUUCAAUGUUUAACCAUUUUCUUGAACACUUUCUUUGAAUAUCAAUAUUAUUUUUAGUAUGAAGCAUACAGUAUUGAGAGAAAUGCUGAGAGAGUACAGGAGUCUGCUAAGCUCUUCUACCACAUGUAAGUCUGAGCCUCUAUUUCACUGGGGGUGGGGGCAGUGGCACUUCCUAUGGCACGGAUCUAAAGCUGAGGAUUUUUCACGUCACAUUUUUUGGACCAAAUGAUUUAAGCUUCCUCUGUGUCUGCUCCUUUUCUUCUUACCCAGUGUUGAGACGCUUGCAAAUGAGCAAAUUUAUCUGUAAAUCAAUAUUGGUGAUACACUGCAAAACAGUCCAUAUUUGUGUGUAUUCAAGUACCCAUGAGCAAACAAAAGGUCUGGAAUAAGGCUGAAAAUGGAGAGAGCAAGACUGGGAAGAGAUGCUAAUUUUCUCUCGCCGCCACACAUGCCCAUAGGGUGUGUGAGACUACCAAUUUGUUUACUGAUUUUGAGAAAAAAACUGACUGUUUUGCAGUCUACAUCGGUGAAGAUGUAAUGUGACUAAGGUUUCAACAUCUGUAUGAAACUCAACUAUUGUAGGUAUUUGGGGGGACACUCCUCCGCCCAGCAAAAUGAAAUUGCACCUGUGAUUCAGUGAGCAGUGAAACCCCAUUGCUAGAGAAUUGCAUGAUCAAAGUGAUAAGAAAUGCUAGCAAUAUAAGUACCAGAAUUUUUCUAAUCAAUUUUCUAAUUACUGUAAAUUAGGUUUGAGCAGUUUCCUGACAGUGACUUGCUUUGGAAAGAAGUCGCAAGUUUUACAGAUGCUCUUGAGGGUGAAGUAACAAAUCAACACAGCAAAUUUCUGACAGGUAGGUGUCCAUGCACCUUAGUUUUGGAUUUCUUUCUCUUCAUUUUCAAAGUUUACAUUACAUGUAUUUUUAAUACUUUAAUUAAAGCGGAAAAAAUCUGGAAUUUUUUUUCUGGCAGAUCGGAAAAGUAUUCCAUACAGCAAGUAGUUUGCAAAAAUCUCUCCAGCUAGCUCUCAAACUUUGUCACCAGCAAUAUAAUGGACCAGUAAUUUGAAAAAGGACUUAAGACUUCUUUUCUUUUAUUUGAACUUCAUUUACAUGUAAAUGUACAACUCAUGAACACCCAAAUUUUGUUCAUUCAAAAUGACCAUUAUUUUUUAGACAUGUUCAGCUGCCUUCCACAGCAUGCACAAAGAGAAAUUCUUCUCCAAGCUGCAGGUGGGUUUAUGCACUCUUUCUAAUAUUAAAUCUUUAGUCUAACUAGCUCAAGAAAACUUAAAUCACUUUUAACCCAUUUACCCCUGAACUGCCCCUGACUGCCUGUGCAGAUCCAUGUCCCUUCUACCGCUUGUGACGUGGGAGAUCCUGGUUUGAGAUAAAAUGGUCAAUAAUAAUUAUAAUGAGUCCAUUUCUUAACCAGGGGGGUUUUGCAAGUUGUUAAGGUAAAGCUCCCAUCUUUUCUGGCAGGAAUGAAUCAGUACAAAAAAUGGUUUUGCAAUGGCUCAGUUAUCAUCAAAUUUGAAGGUCCAUUUGCAUUAUUCAUAAACCUAAUUACCUAAUUACUUCAUAAACCUAAUUACUUAAGUUAAAUUCUUGAAAUAAAGUUUUGUUGUUUUUGUUAAGCCUUACUUUAUGUUUUUCCAGGGAGAUGCGAAGAUUGCAUUGAAAAAUGUCGAAUGAUGCUACUUCUGAUGAGAAGGUUCCCUGACGUGAUCCCAAGAAAUGGGGUAUAGUUCAAUGUUACAUGAUUAUGUAACAGUAGUUUUUUUGUCUUUUAUUUGCUCGUUUUAAAUACAGAGACAAUAGUGGCAUAUGAAAUUUUGAGCAAAUUCUGUAUAUUAAGACUGAUCAGUUUUCAUUUCUUUUUAACCAAGGUGACUUUGAUUGAGAUGUUAAUUAAUGCUGAAAAGUCUGAGUAUCCUGAUACUGCAGUUAACCCAUACAGGAAGUUGUUAGGUACAAAUCAAAUUUAAAUUGGACUGGAUAUUCUACAUUGACAGGCAAAUGUGUCCAUGUUUGGAGGAGUCUGCAAGGGUGGAUCUGGGGGAUUCCCUGCAUGNAAAUACAGAGACAAUAGUGGCAUAUGAAAUUUUGAGCAAAUUCUGUAUAUUAAGACUGAUCAGUUUUCAUUUCUUUUUAACCAAGGUGACUUUGAUUGAGAUGUUAAUUAAUGCUGAAAAGUCUGAGUAUCCUGAUACUGCAGUUAACCCAUACAGGAAGUUGUUAGGUACAAAUCAAAUUUAAAUUGGACUGGAUAUUCUACAUUGACAGGCAAAUGUGUCCAUGUUUGGAGGAGUCUGCAAGGGUGGAUCUGGGGGAUUCCCUGCAUGUCCUUGUACCUUCUUUUUGCCCCAGCUGUUACUUCUUCAUUUAAGAUACAACAUUAGUAUCUUUCAUGACCCUCCCCCGACCCUGCCCCUUGUCAAAAUCCCAGGUCUGUCCUUACUUUGAGUAUAUACGUUUUGUCUGAAGUGUGUGAUUCUAAAAAUUUUCCCUACUCUGGAAGAUUGAGUGUCACUUGAAGCUAAAAGGACUAGGAAGGAAGAAGGAGAAUACUAAGAAUAUCACCACCCUCCCUCCCUGGAUGAGAUGCUAUUCCAUCUCAGGGUUCCUUGAGUAGUAUGUCGCCAGUUCCCCUUGUAUAUCUGGGUGAAGAGAGACAACAAGUAGAGAAAAGCUUCUUCUCUAAGGAAACUUUGCGAUGGCAAUUAGCCUUGAACUCAGACCUAAAGAAUACAAAGUUUGAGGUGUUAACCAUUUGGCCAUGAUCAUGUCUCCUUUGUACUUUCACUUUUUAGUAUCAAUAAACUUGUAGAUGUACAUUGACAAUAGCUAUUAAUAAUUAUUAUUUAUGUAAUUAAUUAAUUACUUUAAUUAUUAUUUAAUUAUUUAAUAAUUAAUUAUUAUUUUUCCCAUUUCAGUUUGUGAUGUACUGCCUCAUUUACUGGCCAGUGAAAACAUGACAGUUCAUGCUACUCAUGUCAGUGGUAGCAGUAGCCAAGAUGAAGAGGUUUGUGAUUUCCCAUAGGGUGACUUUUGAUCAAUCUUUGUUGUUAUGAUUAUUCUUGUAAAUGAAGUUGUUACUUUGAAACAACACAAGCAACAAGAACAAGGAGUAGAGGAUGGCAGAGAUGCCAACCUCUGGGAGAUCCGAAAUCUGGUGACUGUCUCUUUUGCAGUAACCCUCUCGCAGUAUCACCCACCUCACUAUACCUGCUAUACACACAAAUCAACAGGACCAAGAUGUGGGUGUAGCUCAGGACAUUAUACAUAGUCUUACAUGAAGUAUGGAAUAUCAGCCAAUGCUUCCAUGAAUGUAAUGAUGAAACAGUCUUUGUCAGCGUUGAAAUGUGUGCAAAAAUGCUGCCAGAAAUGGUGCUAUGAUAGUCUUAAAUAUUUGAUCUGUCUGGUCGUUGUGUCUGACCACAAGUAGGAUUUUGUCACACAUUGGGCAAAUUUCAUUUAGACAUUUCUCUUGAUAAUUUGCGGCUCUGCUUUUUAUUUUCUUGUUGGAAUAAAAAAGGUAAUCCUAAAGAGAUAAGUUUCAUCAGUUUGCCCACCCAGCAGGGUGCAAAGAAAGUCAGUUUUACAGCUUGCCAUUUGCGAAUGCUGUAGUUAGCAUGUACUUCCCUGAAAGUCAUUCUAACUAGCCAGUAAAAUUUUUGUUGAGCAUCGAUUUUGGUUCUUCUGUAAUUUGAAUUCCCCAAAAACUUCACUUGCCGAUCAGCAAGUUAAGAACAGAAUUCACUAACCCUAAAGCAAAAUCCACUGAUACUGAGGUGCCAUCCAUUAAUUCGAUACUUGUCCGUUCUUUCCUCAUUCAGGAUAUUCCUUCUGCCAUCUCACUGACCCAGGUGUACAAGUGGCUAGAGUUAUCCAUUCAGUUCUAUGUCUCAUGCGCCACUGUCCAUAAUUCAGUAUAUGAACACUCUGAUACUCAGUAUAACAGCCUUGUAGACACUAGCAUUAUUGCAGAAGUACUGGAUGGCAAAGGUCCGUGGAUAGCCCUGCAUGAAUUGUUUUACUUGACGGCCAAAAAGUGCGGUUGGAUGGAGAUCUGUAGCAUUCAAGAAAGGCUUGAUUCUCAAAAGUACAGGUAGUGUGGAAGUGAAAUAACUGUGGCAAGUUGCUUGAUUAAGGAUGUGUAGGAAUAGGCCCUUUGCAGCUAGCCAUUCACAUGGCACAAAACCACUGUGCUGGAGAGCAAAAGUCGCACUGGGACAAGACAAACAAAGACAAUUACCAUUUCAAAUUAUGUAUGUCUUUUGUUUGUCUUGUCCCAGUGCGACUUUUGCUCUCCAGCACGACGGUUUUGUACCACGUGAAUGGCUAGCUGCAAAGGGGAUUUUAGGGAGGGACAGCAUAAUAAUGCUGGGGAUAUUCGUCUUGCAAUAGACCCUUUUUGUGUACAGCCCUAUUAAGUCAAAAGAAUGGUCCUAAGCUUGGAAUCUAUGUGCCUCCAGUGAGCUGAGAUUCAGGAGUAAACUGAUUUACGCUUUUUGACCAUUUUUAUUACUUGAGGUGGAAAGAUGAAAAUUUUGACCUUAUGAUGCAAUUGUGGAAUGGAGAAAAGAAAUUGACUUCCCUGUGAAAUAUAAAACUAUAGCAAAAAAAUUUUUAAUUUCCAAAAGGGCCUGAUUUUCUUUCUACAGUCAAAAAACAUAAUCCAUUCUUCAAGAAUAGUACUGGAAACAGGUGUAGAUCUGCACCAGAUACAUGCAUCCACAGCAACGUUUAAUUACUUAUUUACUUGGUAUUUCAUUGAUGUUGCAGAAGUAGCAAUGAUCACUGGACAAGUAUCUCUGAGCUGCAUCAGAAAUUAAAGAAAAUGACAAAACACAGUUCAGAAGAGGAGGUUGGUGAUGACAUUGUGGAAAAAACUGGACUCAUGUAUGCUGCCACCAUCUUGUUCCUGCAAACCGUUUGGGAAUACUGUCGUUUGGUCAACAGGCUUGAUUCAGUUUGUGAGUAAAGACCAAUGUAGGGAUGGUUCAUUCACUUAAUAGAGUAAAUUUCAUUAUAAUGUGAUAAAUGCCUUGACUGGCAGAUCUGCUAGAAAAGGCUUGUUGCUGGCCUGGGUGUGCUGUCACUGCAGCAAAUUGUUGUGUUGUGUUGUUGACCUAAGCAUCACAGGAAUGUCACUAAGAUUUCAAGUUGUGGGGUAAAUACAACAAGUAGGCAGGGAAUCAAACAGCUAGGGAUUUCUUUUGGUUCUAUUUUUCUGUGAAAGUAACCCAGAGCCGCAUUCAUAGUAGCUGGGGAAAAUCCUCGGCCCCCGCCUCUUAAUGACAGCCCUGGCUUCAACUCAUAGUACCAGCUGGGAGGUGAGGUGUUACACAAUGGAAGUCAACAGUCAUGCCAAUUGCCGAAAGGUGUCCCUGUAAUUAAUGCCAAAUGUGUAGUGGUCCUUUCUUCAGUUUCUCUAUCUUUUCUUUAUCCCUUUCUACUGCCAGAGUGAAUAAUGCAGUUUUCUAAGGUGGCUCUUACUUUUGAGUCUGAGGACAAAAUCUUGUAGAGUGGCCAUUCAAACAAAAUUUCUGUACCUGUACUUUCACAUGGUACUAUUUGUUUUUGCUAUUUGUUUGUCGCAUUUUGCCUUAGGCCACAUUUGGCAGUGAAAGGAUUUUUGCGAGUGAGUUCCCUAUUCUCAAUGGAGCAGUAGCAUUAAUUUGUUUUGUUAUUGUUGUUGUUUUUGACAGCCUCCUCUGGUUUAGUUCAUCCUUUGGUCUUGGUUGAGGACAGUAUUGAGAGCAGCAAUCCAAAUUCCAUGAACUCAGCAGGAGCCAGUAGGUAGGAGUGUUAAAAUCACCCGGGAGAGCACUCCCUAUAAUGGCCUAUACGGGGAGGCUCCGCCCGGGAGGGGUACCUUUCUCAGACUUCAGGUAUAUGAAAGGGUGGGGAUUACACAAAUUGAAGUAUAUGAAAGGGUAGGAAAAUCUGUCGUUGCGGUUUGUGAGAGGACCUAAUAGGGCUAGCAGAUGCAUUUUAUGGCUGUGAAGAAGACAAGAAAACUUUCUUCUUUAGUGUGAUUUAUUUAUAUUUAAAAGAUAGUGCAUUUCCAGUAGUUGAGGGAUGGAGUGUUCUAAACUAGUAUGUGAAAGGGGUACCAUUUGUCAUUAAAAGGUAUACGAAAGGGGUACCUUUUCUGUCAAAAACGGAAUAUAAAAGAGUAAGUUGUUGGACCUCAAGGCGGAGCCUCCUUGCAUUUAAAUUUUGUUGAGUACCACCCUUCACCCAGGGAAAAUCAGGAUUUAUAGAUUAGAGGUGCUAUCAAUAACUUGUGAUAGCAAAACCCUGAAAGAUCAUGUAAAUGCCAGAGUGUUCUAAAUAAGCAAGUACAUGUGCGUGUUUUAUAAUAACUGUGUGUUUUGCACCUUUAUAGUCCAGCACCAAAGAAGAAGAAGCGAAAACUAGCAUCUGUAAGUAUGAUACCGUACCAGUACAUAAUAAAAUAUAUGAUCUAGGUAAAAGUUCAUGUUUGUUUCAAAUGUUCUGUAAAGCAUAAUACCAUCAAGUAAAAGCUGGGAUAGAAAGAAAGACCAGCAACUUCUGAUAAACUGAUCAGUAAUGUUCUCCUUCCAAAUUUCCUUUCUAUUUUCUUGGCCAAAGAGAGAGAAUUACAGAGGUGGAUCCAGAAAAUUCAGAAAGGGUAGGCCAGGACAGUUGCCCACUUACCAGCUACAUGGAUACUUGUGAUUUUUCUGAGAAUUCUACUAAAAUAAUAAAAAAUUUCAAAUAAAAAGGGGUGCCCCCUCAGCCCACCACUAAAUCCGCCUUGUUCAUUGAUAUUACAUCAGAAGCCACUUUCACACACCCUUCAAACCAGUUUGAGGACUGUUUGAGGAUUAAUCCCAAUCUGGUUGGUCAUAAAUGGAAACAAAAACAAAAACAAAAGUACUACAACUUUCAUUAUACUAGACCAUGAGAACAAAGUUACUAAGAUAAAUGAUAUAUAAUAUUAUAAAUAAUGUUAUAUCUCUUGAUGGUAUGAAUAUGGUGCGAGGCCGUAUGGUGAAUUAAGACCCACUAAACUUACAAAAACUCACAAAAUGUGAAUUGACUGACUAUGGUUGUACAAACUUUGCUUUGUGUGUAAUAUGUUGAACAGAUUUUUGUUGUAAUAACAUAUAUAUUUCGUCAGCAGGUUAGUCAUGGUUCCCCUGUCACAGAGGAUGGCAAAAAUAAGCAGUCAUCACACAUAAUAAUAGACAAAAGUGAGUCCAGCGGCCUGCAAUGUAGUGAUGUUUAGUUUGACUUUUAAAAGCAAUAACGGACAGCUUAGAAGUGCAAUGGUGAGAAAAAUAUAAGGGCAAUAUAAAACUUUCUUGAGGUCGGGAAAAAGCAGGAAUUUGGCAGUAAUAUGAGAAACUGUAAGGGUUACUUUUUAAACGGGUUUAGCCCGUGUUUAACAAAACCGAGUUCUAAGCUAUUUUCAGUUUGCCAAUCGCUUUUAUGUAAACACCAUUUAUCGUGAACAGUUUCAUGAAAGCAUAUAGCGUGGACGAGAUCUGGAGGUCCAAAGAUUUCUUAAACCGUGGUCUAAAUUAGACUUCGUUUAAAUAACCGACCCUAAGUGUUUGUAAAAGUCAAUGCAAAAAUGAGGGAAUUGUAUAUUCCGGUUUCCACAUUAUUAGAGAUGAGUCACGUUUAAGGCAAACGGCAAACAUCAGAUUUAAGUUCAGAAUUUCUCAGAAUAGAAAAAAAGCAGAUAAAAACUGUCCAGAACAACUCUUAUACAAAAAACUGCCAUGAAACUACUUAUAUUUGAGUGGAAGUAAUAAACAGCAAACGACAAUUGCAGGGAAAAUUUGGUCACGUGGUACAAAUUCACUUUUGCCGUUUGGCGUAAACGUGAAUCUUAAUCUCUCUAUCAUCGGGAUUUUACUCUGAUACAGCUUUCAAAGAUAUUAAUUCCGUUUUUUUUUGCAACCUAAAAUGUCUCAUUAGACCAGAAUUUUAGAACCCCGCCUCCCUUUUAUAUUAAGAAAAUAAUAAUAAUUAGAUCCUACUGCCAUACUCAAGUGUACCCCUUGGGGUUUAGCUAAAAAACAUCCCUAGGGAAGUAGUAAAAACCAAGUGUUCUCCCCCCACCUCCCACCCCAUUCAAGAUCUCCUCGUUUGAAUUUGCUCCGUGACCUAACUUUCAUAUAGUAGCAAACCUAACAGUGAAUAAAAGCGUAACAUUUUGGGUCAGUGCUUAACCCUAAUCAUGAUCGAAAUCAAGGGUCGAACUCUAAUGGAGUGAGCUCGAAGGGGGCAAAACUGACUGUUUCCCUGUACAAGAUAUGUCACCAUCUUUUUAUGGGGGGACAGGGGGUACAUAGAGACACCAUCAGUAUUUCUGUAAAGUGGUGGCCGUGGGUCCUAACUUUGUACAACAGACCACUAUAUUGACGACGCUGUUCUUAUACGUAUUUCUGAAUCCUUGCGUCAGAUUGUGGUUCCGUGAGUCAAAGCCUUUCAGAUGACUUUCAUGUAUCCGUGGAGGCGUGGCAUCUUCUGAACACCCAUGUUGAUUAUAAAAACGGUUAGUUUUGAAUUGUUUUUUCACUUUAUAUUUGCGCAUUUUUUUCAGUCUUUUUCACAGUGGAAUGUUAUGGGCUGAAAUCCCGCCGGGGACUUAGUAAGACAUACUUAAAGCAAGAGGGACUUAGUAGACUGCAGAAUAGAUGUUAUUUUUUGCGUUUCAGGCAAGCGAAGGCUAGCACGAAAACAGCGCGUAGCACGAGUCACGCGCAACGGGAGGCACGCGUGACUCGCGUUGCGCCCUCCUCUUUAGCCUCCCCCGCAAACGUUCUUAGGGGUUCGUCACGCGUUCCUUUCCCACUAGUUAGUGGGGCGGGAACGCGUUACGAACCCCUAAGAACGUUUGCGAAGGAGGCUACAGAAGAGCCUUCGCGUCUCGGUGACAGUGAAUUCGCGCCAUUUAAAAUUUCAUCGUUCUUAUUCCAUCUCAUAGAAUGUAUAAAAUGUUGGCGGAUUUUUCUGUAAUUCUCUGUCUUGUGUUGACGUCCUACACAAAACUUGAUUAUUAGUCUCCCGUUGUGCAGCAAGGGCAAAGAAAUGUACGAAGAAAGUGUGAUGCGUGUACAGAGCUUUUUUUUUUGCUAAACCUCCGUUUUUACCCUUUUUGUUGCCAUCGCCGUCAAAGUAGAAGAAAAUCGAACUCGUAGACUUAUUGUUAAGUAGAAUUGUUUUAGUUUUGCUCAGUUGUUGUUGUUGUUUUAAAUACUUAUAUACGCACCAACGUGAGAGUCUCUUUUGGUCAGAUUUUGCUCGUCUAUUGGAUGAGUGGGACGUUGGGCAGUGGAACUGGAUGAGAACGUUUCAAGUUGACCGACUUAUUUAUAAGGUAACAAAGCAGUUUUGUGUUAGAAGGGUAGUGAUCGUUUAAUAAAAUCACUAGGUCGGAGUAUUUUAGUUAAUCUCGUUCAUUUUUGUUGAUUAUGAGCCAUAAAGUUCAUGUUAGCAAAGGAAAUUCUCUUACGAUAUAACAAAUUUCUUUCGCAAGGGUUCAUGGGAAUGUUCAAUGUGAUGUGAGGAGGAUCAUGGGAAAGCUUUAAAAACGCAAAGGCUGACUGUAUCCUUCACCCUUCCCAUAAUCCCAUAAUCCCUUCGUAAAAGCCAAGAAACGACUGAGCACAAGGCAGAUGUGUUUGAAAAUUGACGGCGAACGGACCUUAUUUUUUUGUUAGGGAAAAUACAAAAAGGCGGUGGAGUUUCUUCAAGAACAAAGGCUUUCUUCGGAGCAAGAUACUUCAUCCAACCAAGAGGUAAGUUUUAACACAAACUAAAAUUUAAUAACCUGUUUUCUUUAUUUUGAUGUUCAUUUUGCGUGACAUUUUAUCAGAGGCCUAUUUAUCCAACUUCGAUCUAUUUCCUAGUCUCGCGCGCAGACGUUUUGGCCUCGUCACGCAACGUUCCUCCCCAAAGAACCCGUCCCUUCUUGGGGAGGAGCGUUGCGUGACGAGACAAAAAUGAGUGGAUGGGAGACUACCUAUUUUCCAGGACUUUAAUUUCCCUCGGAUAUUGGGCCACUCCCAUUUUCUGAGCCCUUGGUCAAACUCCUCGUAUCUUUUAUCUUUCAGUUAUUGAUAAGAGGCGCCAUUCAGUUAUCCUGUUGUUAUUUUCAACUUGAUGAUCAUAAGGUAAUAAAAAAUCACGUCGGCAAACACAAGUUGUUGUCGACUUCUUUCGAUUGUGUUUUUGAGUGACUGAUUACGGGAAGGUACUAAACCCUAGAAAGGGUGCAAUUGAUGGAAAGUGGCGACUUGAAUGCAUAAAGUAGUUCGCAAAAUUACCAAAAACAGAAUAAUAAAGAAGAAGCAACCGGUAAAAACUGCAAGUGUCCGUGAACACGGGCUUGGGCAGUAGGUAGCUAGCUUACUUACUAGCUAGUCCAGUUCUGGCCCCUCUCUCUCUGUCACGCAACGCCCUCUCCUGACGUUGCGUGACAGAGAGAGAGAGAGGCCAGAACUGGACUAACUUACUAGACCGCCGCUCAGUAGAGGUUCGACGGUGCUUUCAAGUUUGUGUGUUGUUGAUUUCUUGAUUUUUCUUCUUAUUUUUUUCCACAGAGAGCAUGUGAAGAAGCUCUCUAUGGUCUUCAGUUUUUUUCGUCAAGAAACUCGACCACAGAAAACAUGGCACUAAAAAGAUCGACGUCAGUUCAUCAAGGAAAACUUGACGUAACUGGAAACGACUCGGCAACCGCCACAUCUUCUACUUCUGGUAAUUUAGGAUUUGUUCCACAAAAGAAGCAUAGCAUUAAGAUAUAGGGUUUUUUAGCAAAAAAAUAGGGUGGAAAUAACAAUAUUUAAAUAUUAGAACUGAAACCAUAGAAUCUACAAGCCUUUGUUCCGAUGAAUUAAUUAGCAAUUAUCGGAUUCGGCUUUCCUUUGAUAUGACGAAUUAUGCUGAUCGAGGAGGGAUACAUCCUCGGAGACCCAGGGGCAGAUAGUGGGGGCGAGGGAAAGUCUAAACGGGCGGAAACUGAUAUGGCACGAAGAAAAGUAAAGAACGGCGAGAAGAGCCCCUGGGGAGGGAUAUCAUCCCUCAGAUAUUCAUAAUUUUUGACCUCAUGCGACAUCCGAAUCAAGUAAUGUUUUUUGUCAUAUAUUCUAUGUAUAUUCUAUAUUAUUGACUGAGUUAGGUAGCGCCGGACGGGAAAAUAUUUGGCUCGAGCCUAGGACGUACGGACCGGGCGCAGCGGUCAGGACGCACGGACCUCGUUGCGCUUGGUCCAUACGUCUUAACCUCGAGCCAAAUAAUUUCCCGCCCGGCGCUACCUAACUCAGUCAAUAAGCAUUUUAUCAUAUGACCGUUGUGUUUUUGAUUUUUUCUCACGGCGUGAACGCGCAUAGAUCAGUACGCUUUAAUAGCAGGGCCGUACGUGUUUUUGCGGCCCUAUCACUUGACACCUACGGCCCUCAUACGGGAUUUUUCAUAUCGUAUGGUUUUCCAACGAAAUUGUGCGCGGGGUCGUACCGGUCACAUGAUAAAACAUAGUUUAACCCCAGAACAUGCUUACUUCUUCUUAAAGUUCCCGUCUUAAAAAUAUUGCCUGUUUCAACGCUAGUUUAAGGAAAUGAAGCGAUGCUCAUUUUAGCAGAUAUUCUUUAUAUAGCAGGUUUCAUCUGUCAGUGGUAUUUUUCUCUAUUUUUGCUGUUUUUAUCGCAGUAGCUCAGCUUUUUCGUCUUUUUAUAGCGUUUGAAACUUUCGGCCAUUUUCUCCAACCUCGUUCCCGGGUUCUCUCUUUUUUCUUCCUCGAAGCAAGAGAGAGAACCCUGGGAAAGAGGUUGUAUUUUCUCCAGCUCUGCACUGGUAAAAACAGCUGAGCCACCGCGCUUUAUGUCCUUUUUCUAUUGAUUAUCAGUACAAUUGAGGUCGAUUGUAUUGAUAUCGACGAAAAUUUUCCAAAUUUGGUAAUAGCUGGUCAUGAAGAAUUUUCCAGAGGAUUUAAACCAAUGAGCAACGGAGAAUCGUACGUCACAUGAUUUUUAAUCUUGUGCCUUUACUUCCAGGUAGAACUUUACGGCUGAUUCAGUGCAGCGAAGCGGAAGUUCUGUCCUUUUGUGUGCGUUUGCUUCUUUCUUCCCUCAAGGUGAUCAAGUCACUUUAAACGAACAAUUGUGACAAUGGGGAACUAAAACAAAGACGGUUUUGAGAGACGCACGUCACCGGAAGCUAGUCUGCUACACAGCCAUCUGGAGGAGUGUUGCGUGACGACACUAUGAACGGCUGUGUAGCAGACUAACCGGAAGUGGACUUUUUCAAUCUUGGCAGUGGUUUUGCCUACAUUUAUGGUUCACAGCGGUCAAACGAGUGAAAUUUGCAAAAGUUAAGCGAAAUACUUCAAAGUUAAGGUUGCUACUUUCACUAUCGAAAGGUUAGGGUAAAUGGUUGUAGGACAAUCAAAUGAUUUGAAAAAUUUUCAAAUGAUUUUUUCAAGAUUCACUAACCUUUGGCUACGACUGCAAUAAUAGCCGCGGUAAAAGUUUGUACUAAGAGAAAAUCGCGCAAGCGUUUCAGCGAAAAAAGCUCAAAAUUUUGAGAAAAUGGAAAGAUAGUUAUGUUAACUAACUGAUUUAUACAUCUUUGCCUAUUUUUUUCUAACUGGUAAAUGAAAUCCCAGCAAUAAAAAACAAAAAUAACGAUUUAGACGUUUGACCGCGGUGGUCAUUUAUGGCCAAAUUGUCUCUGUAAGAAUAAAGAACCUUAGCAAUACAAAUUCGAUAGCGUCAAGGUAUUUUAAAAGGCAAAAGCCCUUGUUUCCGGUUAACGUGCGUCGCUCAAUUGCUAAAGCUCCCUGAUAAGAAUCAGAAGGGGACUAAGCCAAGGUCUUUGUGUUACUGAUGGUGUAGUCAUGAAAUCACUUAAUGACAUUCCCAAAAAUUAAUUACAAAUUCAAGUGCAAAUAACAACAACACUAGAGAAACAAAUGAUACUAUGAACCUUGACAUGUGUGGUCUAAUUGAAGAUUAUUCGUUUUUGUGUUACCAAGUUAUCCUUGAAGUUCGUUUUAAUUGAGAAGUUAGUUACAUCAAACACUUAAAAAUUGUCUCAUUACAAAAUUAAACACCUUGUAGUUCGUGAAACUUUUUCGGCUACGCGUCGCAUUUUCAUCUCUCCUCUCGGUGUUUGAUAUGUUAUAAAACACCCCGUCUCGUCUUUUGUCGUAAGAUCGCUGAAAAAAGAACCCUGUGAUAGCAGCGAUGAUUUGAACACACUUUUUCAACGAUCGUUCCGUACCAUUUUGAGCCAUCCUUGCUAUCAUUUGGAAACCGUGUUCCACUGAAUAUAAAGCUUCCAGGAGUAGUUCUUAUGCCACAUUUUCAAGUUAGCAACUUGGUUCGAAGAUAGUACCAACUUGCUACCCUAUAAAUCCGAAUUUAACGAAUUUAGCGUUACGUUUAUGACGAUGAGUUCCUUUCGAUCAUUUAUAUUUUAUUAACGAUCGAGGCGGUUAUAUAGGAACCAGUUAAAACCAUUCUUAACCUCUGAACAAAACCCAACCUUCAACACAACAGCUACCAACAGUUGCCUACAGCAUAAAAAACGACACCAACUUUUCUUUUCUACUUUCUUCUUCAGCAAAGACUGGCAACUGAAGGACGUAAUGACACCCUCAUAGGUCACGUGAUCGUUCUUCUGCAGUAUGGUUGGCCGAGAGAGGAAGCAACUUUUUAUGAACUCCUCGACAAAAUCCGUGAUCACGGCGGGCUGAAAUACAGAGUGUUUUUCAACUAUGUAAGCAGUAUCCUUUUGCAGUACUUUCUUGUUGGUUGUUUUGUUUCCUUUAAACUCUGCAAAGGGCUAAAAUAUGAAUAGGCCGUUCCGAGUUCCCCCGAGCCUCUGUAUCAAAACGAGGGGGAGUUCUCAGCUUUUGAUAUGGAAAUGAUUCUUCAUUGUCGUGCAAAUAAAACUCAUUUUCACAAGAAAGUUUGUGCGCUUGGCCUCAUUUUGAAAGUGAGGAUUUUUGGAACUCGGAAGUGGCCUAUUAAAAAAUGACGUGUGGUAUUCUUUUACACGAAUCGCAAAAACCCUUGCCGUGAAGUACAUUACUGUUGUACCUCUACUUAAUACAAAAAACUCCUCUUUUACGGAUAGCUCUCUUGGUCCCCUAACAUGCAAAACUUCAGACAAUCUCAACUUCUAUAAUACGAACACCUCUGUAAUGCGGAUGGUUUACGGUCGUUUCGCUACAAGUCGUUUCGCUGCAUGUCAUUAACAGGGAGUCAAGUUAUGUAGAGGCUUAAAUUUUACCAGAAAGUGAAUUUACUUCAUGAUGUAGCGAAACGACUUUACAACUAUGCAGCGAAUCGACUUCAUUAUGCAGCAAAACGACUGUACUCCAUGCGGAUACUUGGUUCUGUCCUUUUGGUGUUCCUUUUAAGAUGGUUUCACUGAGUAGGUUGUGACAGAAAGUGACUCUAAAGACAAAGUGGAUUUCCGUUGUAAAUCAGAGCCUUUAGCCCACAUAAGUCUAACAUGUUAAUUCAAAACCAUGACUCAGAGUAGAGCGGUUUUCAUUUGAGUGUCGAAAAGUAAUUGGUUUUGCACUUUCUACACGAUGCGAUUGGCUUAAAAGAUUCGCGCCACCUUUUCAUCCAAUCAGAAGUAAAACCAAAGCCAAUUGUGACGCGCUCGCAUGCAUUUUCCCGCGCUUUGCGUCAGCCACAUGUAAUUACUUCGAGUUUUGAUUGGUUCAAUGUAUUGUCUGUGUCCUAUGUGAUUGGCCAGAGUAAUUACUUUGGUUUUGGUUUUACGACACUCAAACGAAAACCACUCUAUAACGAAACCAGCGUAAUUACUAAUUACUCAUCUGAAUUUUCAUUGCAUAUUUACUCAAAUAACUCCUUGCUUAUUGUGGAGGAGGAGGUUGGAAAUUAGGCUCAAAACUGUUACGUCAACCAACACGUGUCUUUCGUUUCAAGUUAAUAUACUGUUAACUUAGCUGUAAGAGAGAAGAGUGAUAAUAGUAAGGAUGAUAUUGAUGAUGAUGAUGAUGAUGAUGUUAAUGGUGAAUGAUAUUAGGGACUUUAAGAUCCAACGACGCGGACGACAACGAGAACGUCAAAAACACAAAAGGUUUAAUAAGCAAAACAACAAUUUUGCACGUGCAUCACGCUACAUUUAUUUCCUGUUUUUGCACGACUUCGACGUGAAAAUGCCUUAUUUCGCGUUUUAAGGGGGACGUAAACAGGCAACGACGAAAUUUUAUUUCUCUUUUUGAACUUGGAUAUGGCCCCUAGGAAUUCAAUCCCAGGAGGGUUCGCCUACAUUUGACAAAGUAAGAGGGUAGGAAUAAUUGCGACUAAGACUGAAAGAAAGCAAAUUCACUUUUUAAGCGACGUUCUCGUUGCCUUCUCGUCCCUAAUAGGGAGCUUAAGCAACAAUGAAGGCGACGGUUACGAAAACGUCACUUACAAAGUAAAGUCGCGCUGCUUCAAACUUCAUUGCACUUAUUCCAUUUCGUUCGAUUCGUCAAAUUCUGGCAAUUUUUUCUGGAGUUGAAUUCUAAACGAGUGUAACGAAGUUCAGGAAAAGAAAAACAAGGUCGUUGUUUUGUGUUCACGUCCUCCACAAGACGUGAAAUUAGGCAUUUCACGUCCUAGUGGUGCAGUGACGGGAAAGAAAUGUACAAAAAAGCGUGAUGCACGUGCAGGGUUGUUGUUCUGCCAAUCUAAACCUAUUGCUGUUUUGCCGUUCUCGCUGACGUCCCCGUCGUCGUUGCGUGAGCUCAAUAAUAAUGAUGGUGAUAAUGCUGCUGCUGAUGAUGAUGAUGAUGACGGUAGUAGUGGUGGUGGUGGUGGUUGUGAUGAUAAACGUAUUGAGUUGUUCAUUUUAACUGUUGCCAGAUAUCGAUAUUUUAGAAGAGUUUGCUCAUCUUUACACUGACGACAGCUAUAAUCUUGAUCUUGUUCCUAUUGCCACGUCUGGCUCAAGGUCAGCACGCUGCUACUGUGACACAUCAAACUGAUACUUUUUUCGUAAAAACUGUUGAGAUUUUACUGCUGAUCACCGUUUUUCUUCGCAUACGGUCAACUGUCUCAUAUAAACCUUGGGCUAAUGCGCCUUCAUAAAGGGUUUAGGAGGGCUUAUCAUCGGAGGGGCCUAUAUUCAAGGAGGCUUAUAGACCUCUUUAGCUUAUAUGUUUUGUUUUCGCAAUAGAGGUCCCGGGGGAACUUGACCCUUUGUCUCUUCAUAAAUUAUGCGUACUUAUGCGUACUUACAGGUCCCGGGGGAACUUGACCCUUUGUCUCUUCAUAAAUUAUGCGUACUUAUGCGUACUUACAGGUCCCGGGGGAACUUGACCCUUUGUCUCUUCAUAAAUUAUGCGUACUUAUGCGUACUUACAGGUCCCGGGGGAACUUGACCCUUUGUCUCUUCAUAAAUUAUGCGUACUUAUGCGUACUUAGAGGUCCCGGGGGAACUUGACCCUUUGUCUUUUCAUAAAUUAUGCGUACUUAUGCACGUGAAUAUGACGAAAUUUGAAAGAAACAGUUGCCUAGAGUAUUAUCACAUGUCCUGUAUUGGGAAAACAAAACGUACAAGCUAAAGAGGUCUAUUGCCGGACAAGAAAAUGCGCUUGCAAACCAGCUAUAGCAGUGCUAAUCAAAAUACGUUUUGCAUUUGUUGGAGUUUAUUUAUAUUUCAAAAUGUCGUAAUAAAUUGAAUUUCUUCCAAUAGAUUUGGGGGGGGAUUAUAUCCGGGUUUUAUAAUCGGACGGUUUUUGUUGUUGUUGUUGUUUACAGGCGCAUGGGCCUCUCACUAAGUAGGAGGCCUAAGUAGGGGGCGUAUUAGCGGCAGUUUACGGCUACGCGACAAUAGCGGAUAGCUUUAGUGUUGAGGAGGGCUUGAAGACACCCCUGAAAGCUUCACUUUACUCUUUUUCACCAAAAACGUUAGUACGGUUAUUUAUACUGAAGGAGGUUAAGCCCUCUCCCGAAACUUUUUACAUUUGAUAACUUGUUUCCGCCACUCGCUAAAACUCAUCUGCUCAUUGUAGAUCAGAAUGACGACGGCUAUUAACGACAGCUAUCACGUUUUCCCGCCAAAAUGACGGUGGCUCACGCGUGAGCACUACUCAGUCUUGAAAAAAUCUCGUACUCGUGGUCGUCCUCGUCUCAGAAUCAGCUAGAAUCUAAAGCUCUCUAAUAGGCCACUUGCACUAAGAGGUCACGUGACCAAUGCUUCCUUUGAACAAUGAGUUGGAAUCUUGCUGAUGCCAAAAGUUGAAAAAGCAGAUAAAAAUUAUCUUACACCGGAAAUUUGAGAGGAAACGCAUUUAAGGGAGAUAUUUUAUGGCACUUUGAUUUUUCAACAAAAUAGUAUGAUUUGUGUUGGCCGCCAUGUUGGAGGGUAUACUCUUGCCCUCCAACAUGGCGGCCAAAACUAUUUUUUCCUUAUAUCUUGUUAAACUUUUGAUAGUUACGCUCAGAUGUGCUGUAAACGUUACCACGUCAUCUUUUCAACAUUUUCCUUGAAGUUUAAGUGUAAAAUUUGCAUUCAGAAAGAGGUAAUUCAUAAUUUGUAAAAAUCACGUUUUGGUCACGUGAACAGCUACGAACUUACUCAUUUUAAGAAAAUGGUGCGGGUUUGAAAAACCAAAUAACUAUUGUUUUGUUUAAGAUAUGACCUGACUUAUGAUGAUGUGUUUGUUUCAUAUCUGUCUUUUUACAGUAGGGCCGUAACCCGAGGGGUAAACAAGGGGGCCAAGGAAGACUUCCGUGCCGCCCUGGAGCGACAAAUCGCACGAAGUGACGAGAAUUUCGAGCCAUUGCUUAGAGGUUUUUUCCAGGAAGAGGCCGAUUCCCUAGUAAACUAA